AUGGAUAACGAUGGUUUUAUACUUGAAAAAAUAUCAGAAAAAAGCAAUGAGACUUAUAUAUCAACACCAAAAAAUCAUUCAAGAAUCAAAGUUCAAUCUCACAGUACCGAUGAUAUAAUACCAACAGUAAAUGAUUCAACAAUAAAUGGUACUAGAUUUCAAUUAUAUAAUAAUAAUAGUGAACGUAAUACAUCUAUAAAAACUGUAUCCGAACGUAUAUCAACAAUUAGUAAAAAUAGUAAUGAACAAAUAUUAAAUGAAAGAAAUAGUGUUAAUUCGGGAAGUAUUGCUCCAUUACCACCAAUAUCGUUGAAAGCGACAACAAUACCAAAUUAUGAUACAGUUCAAAAACCAAGUGCACAUGAUAAAGACAACAGUAGCGAUGAAGGUGGAGAUAAGAAUGUUAAUCAUUAUCAAGAUGGAGAUGAACUCGAAGUACAUCAGUUGAGUGUAGGAGAUAUUGACGCAUAUUUAGACAUUUAUUUUGAGACAUUAAAUAAUCGUUUAAAACAUUUAAUUGGAGGUGAUCAAAAAUUAAUAGAGUUUCGAAAUGCAACAAAAGAACGAUUAAAAUCGGAUCAAAAUUCACGAGAAUAUCAGACUGUUCUGUUAGGCAAAAUUGGUGGCGAUGUCUUGGCUGCUAUUACAAUGAUAUUCAAUGCUGAUCGAACAACCAUAACUCGAACACAAGCGUUCCAAUCACAACAACGAGGCUGUCUGACACGUAUACAUAAUUGGAUGAUAAGUAAAGCAAAUUAUAUUCCAACUUAUUCAGAAGAAUGUUAUAUUGAAAUGAUUGGUGUUAAAGCAAAUUAUCGUCGUCAAGGCAUUGGUGCAGCUAUGUUAGAAUGUGCUGAACAUUUUGCAAGAAAAGCUGGUGCUCGAUGGUUAACAAUUCAUGUUCAGGGAAAUUUACGAGACUAUUUCGAACGUUUCGGUUUUGAUAUCGAUCCUACAGAUCACUCGCCGUUGUGGAAAUGGUUAAUUGAACGACAAUCAACAGAAAAAAUGAAUAAAUCAAUAACAGCCGAAGAUGACAACGACGACGAAAUGGGUGCAGGUGGUUAA
Messenger RNA from Didymodactylos carnosus, 1068 nucleotides. Lineage: Eukaryota; Metazoa; Rotifera; Eurotatoria; Philodinida; Philodinidae. The record is from the annotation of a GenBank genome assembly.